This is a messenger RNA of Salvelinus sp. IW2-2015, 447 nucleotides long. Lineage: Eukaryota; Metazoa; Chordata; Actinopteri; Salmoniformes; Salmonidae. The record is from RefSeq and is a predicted model, not a curated record.
AUGUUACAGGUUCAUCUCCUGCGGACUGCUGGGGAGGAAGUCACCAUCACUGUUCGGUACCUCAGGGAAGUUCCAUCAUUUUUAAAGCUACCAUUGGGCUCUCCUGUACCAUCCGCUGGUCAAAGUAGCAGAGUCUCUUCACCACUAUUUGACAGUGGUUUACAUUUAAAUGGGAAUUCUAGCAACACAGCUCCAUCCUCGCCCUCCAAACCCUCGGCUAAUGAACCAAAGUACGAGAAGCGCUGGCUGGAUGCAGUGUCCCUACCCUUGUUGAUGGCCCGAGUCUCCAGAUACAAAGCCGUAACGGCUAAAUUAAGGUCGAACAGCUUUGAAGUCUGUGCCUUAGAUGGAACGAGCACCAAUAUUCUACAAUUUUGCACUGCAGCAGAAAGCACUGACUGGCUUCAAGCAAUAUCAACCAAUAUCAGUGAUUUGACACUGGAGAAU